Lindgomyces ingoldianus is the source of this 909-nucleotide messenger RNA. RefSeq names its product RTA1-domain-containing protein. The transcript is spliced from 8 exons. Lineage: Eukaryota; Fungi; Ascomycota; Dothideomycetes; Pleosporales; Lindgomycetaceae. The coding region runs from base 1 to 909 and encodes 302 amino acids. Gene Ontology annotation, cellular component: membrane. The record is from RefSeq and is a predicted model, not a curated record.
AUGUUGCAAGCUGCCGAGCAACACGAGCAGAGGGGACAGACAAAAAGACAACAUCGAUCAAUCAAUACAAUCAAUCAUCAUCCCAUACAUCAUAUCCAAAACCCAUCAUUCAUCUCAGGAAGCCUAGAAACAAUGACGCAUUCCGCCGCGCAUUGGUCUAAAAGCUUGGUCCAUUCCUCGUCCGUUAGUGGGGCACGGCUGACUGGUUGCUUACGGUCUAAUCCUAGCCGGCUUGACUUGACUUGCUUGUUGGAAAGUUUGAUUUUCACAGGUAUCCACACGUUUCGUGUCGCGAAAUAUCGGACUUGGUUCUGCCCCCCUUUCUUCAUUGGAGGCUUAUUCGAGGGAAUCGGAUACGCCGGCCGCGCCGCUGCCCAUGACAACCUCGAGAGUACGACACCCUACAUUGUCCAAUCCAUCCUCAUCCUUAUCGCUCCAAUUCUCUUCGCAGCCUCCAUCUACAUGAUCCUCGGUCGUCUCAUACUACGCACCAACUCCGGAUCUCUCUGCAUCCUCGGACCGUCCUGGGUCACCAAGAUCUUCGUUGGCGGCGAUGUUCUCUGCUUUCUCAUACAAUGGGGCGGUGCUGGAAUGCUUGUUCAAGCCACCGACGCCAACGCGGUUAAUCACUGGAAGAUAGGAUCACGGCAGCGUCGACAGAGAUACCCUGGAAGCGGUACAUUUUUUUGCUUGUAUGCAGCCAGUACUUUUAUCACCGUUCGAAAUACUGGCCGUGUUAUUGAGUAUGCUACAGGCAGAGAUGGCUACCUUUUCACACAUGAAUGGUGCCUCUACGUCUAUGACUUUAUCCCUAUGAUGCUGACCCUCUUCGUCUGCAUCGCCUGGUAUGACCCUAACAUCCACCCCAACAGCGAGAAAACCGACAUCGACAUGGGUAUUCUACGCUAA